AUGGCAUUCCUGAAACGAUGGUGUUUCACGUUCGUUGACUAUUGGAAAAUGGUCGGAAAUGAUUAUAUGGUAGUCAUUGGAGAUUUAUUGCAAGAUACGAAAAACAGACCAAUCAUAGCUGUGAUCAAACUAUUGCCAUUGAGUGGUGCAUUUUAUGCUUAUAAGACAAAUCCGACAGAAGGGGACAUGCUCAAUUCGCUAGUAGAAAAAAGGCGACAAAUGGUACUUGUACCAAAUUCAAUACACAGUAAAAAAGCGGACGAUGAAAUUGCAUCGCGUACGUUGUACAUAAAUCAAAAUCGACUGAAACUUAUUAAUUGCAUUGUGUUUUCCAUCCUCAUCAAGCCAUCUGAUAGCGAUGACGUAUGCUUGUACGAAAAUCGAGUUUCUAUUCUAAGACGAUGGUGGUGGAAGCGGUACAAUGAUAUCAUUGAUAUUGGCGCUUUCAACAAUUGGUUUAAACUUGGGAAAAGUUGCGAAAAUUAUGAUAUCAACGAUAAUGAAUUUAAUAAUUCUGUUGGCAAACUUGAAUAA
Messenger RNA from Cercopithifilaria johnstoni, 534 nucleotides. The record is from the annotation of a GenBank genome assembly. Lineage: Eukaryota; Metazoa; Nematoda; Chromadorea; Rhabditida; Onchocercidae.